Amphimedon queenslandica is the source of this 933-nucleotide messenger RNA. RefSeq names its product syntaxin-16-like. The transcript is spliced from 10 exons. NCBI's taxonomy places the organism in Eukaryota, Metazoa, Porifera, Demospongiae, Haplosclerida, Niphatidae. Gene Ontology annotation, molecular function: SNARE binding; SNAP receptor activity. Gene Ontology annotation, cellular component: endomembrane system; SNARE complex; membrane. The record is from RefSeq and is a predicted model, not a curated record. Gene Ontology annotation, biological process: vesicle-mediated transport; vesicle fusion; intracellular protein transport. The coding region runs from base 145 to 897 and encodes 250 amino acids.
AUACGAUAUGCACAAAGUUCUGGUGAUGAUACUGUGGCACUAGUUAAACAUGAUAAAACUGAACCUGAUGUUACUAUAGCAGCACCAGACUGGACUCAUUUACUGGGAGAAAUUGAUUAUGAAGUGACGCAAAUCAAAAGAAGAAUGCAUGAGUUGGAGGAGUUACAGGAUAAACACAGUACAAGACCUGAUGUGUUUGAUGAUGUUGAAGAAGAACACAACAUUGACAUACUAACUGCUGAAAUAUCACAAAUGUUCAGUAGGGCUAAGCAAGGAUUAUUAGUAAUCAAUAGGCAAGCUAAAAAUGGAUCAGAUCAGGAAAAGAAAGUUGCUAAGAAUGUCGUAUCAUCGCUAGCAAUCACACUACAAGAUCUAUCAGUGGAUUUUAGAAAAGCACAGUCAUCUUAUUUAAAAAGGAUGAAAGGACGUGAGGAGAGGGUUAUUGCUGGUGAGUUAAGACCAACAAUUGAUACUAAUGGAAGAGGAGGAGGAGGAGGAGGAAUGCAGUUUGAUGAUGAAGAAGAAAUUGAAGUACUAGUAGAUAAAGGUUUCACGUCAGGUCAGUUGUCACAGUUGGAGGAUAAUUCUGAACUGAUAGAACAAAGAGAGAGAGAAAUAGUAUCAGUAGUUAGAUCAAUAUCUGAAAUAAAUGAAAUGUAUAAAGACCUGGCAACAAUGGUAGUGGAACAGGGUACAAUAUUGGAUAGGAUUGAUUACAAUGUUGAGAGGACACUUCAUAAAGUCACUGAAGGUGUCAAACAACUGGAGAAGGCUGAGAAGCAUCAGAAGAGAUCAAUCAAGUUAAUUAUUAUAAUAGUAUUAAUAGUUAUAAUAGUAGUGGCUGUUGUUACUUUUAUUAUUGUUAAAGUUGUAAGGAAAGGAAAAGGAAUUAUUUAAUAAUACAUUGGACAAUGACAAUGCUAACAUAAUUUG